AUGGUCACUUCUGAAAGGUCAGAACUGGGUGAACAUAUCGAAAUGCAAGAUCUAUUCCUGGUGAAUAGCAGAGAUGGCCAAAAUCAUCAUAAAUUGGACACAUAUCAUACUAUAUCGUUGAUCAUCAACAGAAUUAUUGGUACUGGUAUAUUUAGUACGCCUGCAUUGAUUUUCACACUUUGUCAGCAAUCGAUCGGUAUAUCGAUUGUUCUAUGGAUGCUUGGUGGUAUCUUCACAUUUGCCGGCUUAAGUGUCUAUUUAGAAUUUGGAUUAAAGAUACCGAAAUCAGGUGGUGAAAAGAACUAUUUGAGCAGGACUCUACCUACACCUAAGCAUCUAAUCGAAUGUGUGUAUGCAUUCACAAUUGUCCUAUUGGGUUUCAGCUCUGGUAAUUCAUAUGCAUUCGGGAAGUAUAUCAUAUACGUUCUCGGCCUUAAUUCACAACUCUCGGAUUCCAUAAUUGAUAAAUUAUCUCGUUACAUUGGUUCUGCAGUAGUGAUAAGUUGUACUUUGUGGCACAUAUACUUUCCAACAGGUGCGAAGAAAAGCAUUCUAUAUCUUGGGUUCGUUAAAGUCCUUAUUCUUGCAAGCAUUGUGUUAUUAGGCUUGGUUGCAAUAAUCGCCCCAAGUGUAAUUGAACCCCAUUGGGACAAUUUCGAAAACUCUUUCAGUCACGGCUCUCAGUCAAUUGACUGGUAUUCAAUUUCGGUAGCCUUAUUACAGGUUAUUUACUCUUUUAAAGGAUGGGAAAAUGCUAAUUAUGUAUUAGAAGAACUCGAGGAUCCUCAUAAAACUCUAAUGAUUGCAGCACCAGUAUCGGUUGGUCUUACAACUUUCCUAUAUAUUGCAAUAGUGAUCUCGUACUACAUUGUAAUCCCCAAAGAUGAAAUAUCAAAUACGGGUAUCCUCAUAAGUGGUGUUUUCUUUGAGAAAAUUUUUGAGAAAUACUCAAAAUCUUUGGCGGCACAGAUUGUUUCACGCUUUUUACCCUUCUGCAUAACACUUUCAAAUUAUGGUAACGUUAUGGCCGUUAGUUUCUCAAAUGCCAGAGUAAACCAAGAACUUGCUAAAGAAGGAAUUUUCCCCUUUACGCAUAUUUUCAGUAAAUUAAACUACGCUCUAUUUUUACACUGCUUUGUCACUAUUUUGGUCCUCAUAAUUCCACCAAAUGGUAACGUUUAUCAAUUAAUUAUUGAUCUUUACGCGUAUCCAAGUGGUUGGUUCAAUCUAAUUAUCGGAGUUGGGUUGGUAUAUAUGCAUUGGACAAAUAAUGACAAUUGGAAUGAUAUCCCGACACCAUGGACAAGUUGGUAUGUAUUGACGGGAAUAUUUAUUGUCUCUAAUCUUUUCUUGGCUGUCGUUCCAUUCGUACCGCCAAAUGGAAGUGUGGAAAAUGACGGCUAUGCAUAUUGGGUUUUCCCAGUUAGUGGAAUAGCAGUUAUGGCGGUUGGUGCUGUCUACUGGUAUUUCUUUGUGAAAAAGAAUUAUUCAGAGUAUACUGUAGCUUUAAACUCUGAAGAUUAUGAAGUCUAUAAUGAAUAA
This is a messenger RNA of Kluyveromyces marxianus DMKU3-1042, 1542 nucleotides long. It is a transcript of the gene MUP1, whose product is annotated as low-affinity methionine permease. The coding region runs from base 1 to 1542 and encodes 513 amino acids. Gene Ontology annotation, biological process: amino acid transmembrane transport. Gene Ontology annotation, molecular function: L-amino acid transmembrane transporter activity. Gene Ontology annotation, cellular component: membrane. Lineage: Eukaryota; Fungi; Ascomycota; Saccharomycetes; Saccharomycetales; Saccharomycetaceae. The transcript has a single exon. The record is from RefSeq and is a predicted model, not a curated record.